Messenger RNA from Beta vulgaris subsp. vulgaris (sugar beet), 1680 nucleotides. Its product is annotated as flavonol sulfotransferase-like. Lineage: Eukaryota; Viridiplantae; Streptophyta; Magnoliopsida; Caryophyllales; Amaranthaceae. Bases 503 to 1504 code for a protein of 333 amino acids. Gene Ontology annotation, biological process: sulfation. Gene Ontology annotation, molecular function: sulfotransferase activity. The record is from RefSeq and is a predicted model, not a curated record. The transcript has a single exon. Gene Ontology annotation, cellular component: cytoplasm.
GCUAAACAAACAAAAACUACUUCCUAAACUUAAGCCUUUUAAACCCAUGACACUAACUAACACACUUUCUUAAUACUUGCCACUAACCCACUAACUUAGCAAAACUAACAAACUUACUGACAUUAACUUAGACUUAGGAAACUAACUUCCUAAAAACAAUGAAUAAACGUUUGAGUCAUUUCCAACAAAUAAUAUUUUAUUUAGAGUAAUCAAACUCUACCAAAUCUACAUUGUAAAUUGUAAUGAUUCGUAUCAACGUGAAACACACCAUUGAAAAAUAAGAUAACGCAGCUUGUCCCUACCAAAUGCAAACUGCAGAAUAGUUUUUUCUUUUUUUUUCCUUGAUGAAUGAACAAUAAUUUUGCAUUGCAUAAAUUCCAUUAUCCUAUAUAUCUACUCAUUCCCCGGCCACUUGAUCCUCACCAAACCAGGUAUUCUUCUUCUUACUUGUAGUCUAGUUAUAAAACCCUUUUUACUGCCAUCAACACAUAUUCCACCAACAAUGGAAAAAAAUCAUGAAGAACCAAUUCUAGUUCCUGAAGAAGAGGUACAACAACUUAUUGAAACCCUUGAAAAGACAAGCACCAGCCUGAUCAGUACUAAUAAGUUAAUAAAGUAUGAAGGUUUCUGGUGUGCUGCAUCAGAUGAAAGUCUAAAGAACAUCCUCAAGUUCCAAAGACACUUCUGUGCUCGAGAUUCCGAUCUCAUUGUCGCUGGCCAUCCGAAAACCGGAACCAAUUGGUUUAAAGCCUCAGUCUUCGCUACUGUCAAUCGUAACAAGUACCCAAAACUUGAAAGUCCUUUGCUUAAAAACCUCCCACGCGAACUUGUGUAUCGUCUAGAGAGCCAAAUUUAUGGCCAAGCCUACCCUCGUCCGCAUCAUGUUGAUGAGCUUCCUUCUCCCAGGCUUUUUAGUACCCACAUAAAUUACUCAUCUCUUCCUGAGUCCAUUUCAACUACUGGAUGUCGAAUUUUGUACAUCUGUCGAAAUCCCUUGGACACGCUUGUGUCCUUGUAUUACUUUGUACUUACUAUUAUAAAGAAGAGAAAAGGUGAUGAAGAUUAUGAGCCUCCUAGUUUGGAGGAUUUCUUUGAGGAUUUUUAUGAUGGGAAAGCUAUGCAUGGGCCUUACUUAGACCAUGUUAUUGAGUAUUGGAAGCUGAGUUUGGAACGGCCUGAGAAGGUGUUUUUUAUCAAGUAUGAAGACCUUAAAAAGGAUCCAGAAAAUCAUGUAAGGAAGUUAGCUGAAUUUGUAGGUGUGCCAUUUACUAUGGAAGAGGAGAGAGAAGGUGUGAUAAAAGAGAUAAUAGAAUUAUGCAGCAUCAAAACUUUGAAACAAUUGGAAGUUAAUAAGAAUGGGACUGUUAACAAAUUCUUGGACUAUAAGCAUUUCUUUAGAAAAGGGGAAGUGGGAGAUGGGAUCCAUCAUUUUACACCUGACUUAGUGGAGAGGAUGAAUAAACUCACGCAACGAAAACUCCAGGGUACUGGUUUGUCACUUUAAAUUACUGUUAAUGGUGUGGUUUUCAUGGGUUUAUGAGUUUUCCUACUUAGUUACAUUAUUUCUUGUUAAUUUCUUCUUUUAUUGUUGCUGCAGCAAUAAUUUCAUUAUCGCUAUAAUGUUUUCUUAUAUUAACCAGUGAAUGGGUAUAGUACUAAAGCCCCUUCAUUUUUCACCGC